AUGAGUGAAUCAGAAUCUAGUCAAAAACCUUCUUUACCAUCAAAUCCGUUCAUAAGGAACAAUAGUGCAACAAUAAUAUCAUCUGAUGAUAUUCAACUAAGACGACGAAUGGUUCGAAAUUAUUCACUUCUCUGGCUGGAUGAAUGCAUGGAUCAAACAAACAAAGACUAUGAAAAUAGUAUGAUACAAAUACAAACCAUCGCCGACAAUGUCAAUGUCUUUAAUCAACGAGAUGAAUGUAUUGACUUCCUUAGUGAUGCCCAAGACAUUAAGUUUUUUCUCAUUGUCAAGGAUACUAUGUCUCAGCAAAUAAUGCCCCUUAUCAAUGAUAUUCCUCAGCUGGAUAGUGUUUAUAUCUUCAGUAAUAUUAAAUCCUGUCAUGAAAAACUGACAAAAAAAUGGCGAAAAAUCAAGAGCGCUCAUAGCAACAUCGAUGAUUUAUGCCAAGGAUUACAACUGGGUAUCAAACAAUACCAUCAAGACUCGAUAGCCAUGAGUUUUAUCACAACAAAUGACAUGAAGUCAGCUGGUAAUUUAAAUCAGUUGGAGCCAACAUUUAUGUACACUCAGCUAUUUAAAGAAAUUCUUCUUAAUAUGAAACAUGGUAAACAGGCCAUUAAAGAGUUUACUACUUACUGCCGACAGAAUAACACAGGAUCGCCAGCGAAUAUUGAUCAGUUUGAAAACGAUUACCAUACUCAAUCAGCAAUUUGGUGGUACACUUUUCCCUCAUUUAUCUAUUCUAUGCUGAACGGUGGUCUUCGCUUUAUGGAAGGUGAUACUCUUAUUAAGAUGGGUUUUUUUAUGCAUGAUCUUCAUCUACAAAUUAAAGAACUACAUCAACAACAGAGUAAUACUGAUCAUAGUAAACCAUUCACAGUCUAUCGGGGACAAGGUCUAUCCAAGGCAAACUUUGAAAAACUCCAAAAAACAAAAGGUAGUUUAAUGUCUUUCAACAACUUUUUAUCCACUAGUACAGGACAAGAUACACCUCUUGGAUUUGCUUUAAGUGCGUUGGAAAAUGCGGACACGGUCGGCAUUCUUUUCGAAAUCAGUAUUAAUCCUCGUGUUAAAUCAGUGCCAUUUGCCUUCAUCAAAGAGAAGAGUUACUUUGACGAAGAAGAUGAAAUCCUCUUCUCAAUGCACACCGUCUUUCGCGUGGGUGCCAUUAAAGUAAUGGACAUUAACAAUCAACUUUAUCAAGUUGAAUUAAAAUUAACUUCGGAUGAUGAUCAACAAUUACGAUUACUUACUGAUCGGAUACGAGAAGAAGCUGGUGGUGAUACUGGAUGGUACAGAUUGGGCAUUUUAUUGUUUAAAAUCGGUCAACUUAAUAAAGCUGAAGAACUUUAUAAUGUAUUACUCGAACACUCAUCUGAUGAGAGCGAAAAAGCGAUUUGUUAUCUUAACCUGGCAUAUGCCAAAAAUAAGCAGGGUGAUUAUGAAAAAGCCAUUUCAUUUUACAAACAAGGACAGGAAAUUCAACAAAAAAAUCUUCCUUCAAACCAUCCUUCAUUGGCUACCUCAUAUAACAAUAUCGGUAAUGUGUAUGAAAAUAUGGGAGACUACUCAAAAGCACUUUUAUUUUACGAACAAGGACUUGAAAAUCGACAAAAAACUCUUUCUUUAAAUUAUCCAGAUUUGGCUACUUCAUACAAUAACAUCGGUGGUGUUUACAACAGCAUGGGGCAGUAUUCGCAAGCACUUUCAUAUUACGAUCAAGGGCUUCAAAUCUAUCAAAAACAUAUUCCUUCAAAUCAUCCUUCAUUGGCUACUUCAUACAGCAAUAUCGGUAAUGUGUAUGACAACAACGGAGAGUACUCGAAAGCGCUUUCAUAUUACGAAAAAGCACUUGAAAUUCAACAAAAAACUGUUCCUUCAAAUCAUCCUGAUUUAGCUACUUCAUAUAACAACAUCGGUAGCGUGUAUGAUAAUAUGGGACAGAACUCAAAAGCACUUUCAUCACACGAAAAAGCACUUGAAAUCUUUGAAAAAACUCUUCCUCUACAUCAUCCUUCAUUGGCUACUUCAUACAACAAUAUCGGCACACUUGAAAUUCGGGAAAAGACUCUUCCUUCAAAUCAUCCUUCAUUGGCUACUUCAUACAACAAUAUCGGUAAUGUGUAUGAGAAUACUGGAGACUACUCAAAAGCACUUUCAUAUUACGAAAAAACAGUUGAAAUCUUUGAAAAACCACUUCUUUCAAAUCAUCCUUCAUUGGCUACUUCAUACAGCAAUAUCGGCAGUGUGUAUGAAAAGAUGGGAGCGCACUUGAAAGCGCUUUCAUUUUACAAACAAGCACUUGAAAUUCGGGAAAAGACUCUUCCUUCAAAUCAUCCUGAUUUGGCUACUUCAUACAACAACAUCGGUUGUGUGUAUACAAAGAUGGAAGAGUACUCGAAAGCAGUUUCAUAUUUCGAAAAAGCACGUGAAAUUCAAGAAAAAACUGUUCCUUCAAAUCAUCCUACAUUGGCUACUUCAUACAGCAAUAUCGGCAGUGUGUGUGAGAAUAUGGGAGAGUACUCGAAAGCACUUUUAUACUACGAAAAAGCACUUGAAAUUCAACAAAAGAAUCUUCCUUCAAAUCAUCUUGAUUUGGCUAAUUCAUACAACAAUAUCGGUAAUGUGUAUGACAAGAUGGGAGAGUACUCAAAAGCACUUUCGUCACACGAAAAAACAAUUAAAAUUUGUCAAAAAGCUCUACCUUCAAAUCAUUCUUUAUUGGCUACUUUAUACGCCAACGUCGGUUUGGUAUAUCAUAAGGCGGAAGAGUAUUCGAAAGCACUUUUAUAUUUUGAAAAAGGAUUUGAAAUUCAACAAGAAACUCGUCCUUCAAAUCAUCCUGAUUUUGCUACUUCAUACAACAACAUCGGUAGCGUGUAUGAAAGAAUGGGGAAAUAUUCGAAAGCACUUUCAUAUUACGAAAAAGUAAUUGAAAUCUAUCAAAACACUCUUCCUACAAAUCAUCCUGGUUUGGCACAGUCAUACAAUAACAUCGGUUUGAUGUAUUAUAAUAUGAAAGACUAUUCGGAAGCACUUUCAUAUUAUGAACGUGCUAUGGACAUAUGUCAGCGUACAUUAUCCCCAACUUAUCCUCUUAUCAAAAGUGUGAAAGAAAGUAUUGAAGUUGUAAAAAAAAUAUUACAAAGAAUAGAUGAUAAAUAA
Messenger RNA from Adineta steineri, 3165 nucleotides. The record is from the annotation of a GenBank genome assembly. Lineage: Eukaryota; Metazoa; Rotifera; Eurotatoria; Adinetida; Adinetidae.